Cladophialophora bantiana CBS 173.52 is the source of this 426-nucleotide messenger RNA. RefSeq lists its product as uncharacterized. The record is from RefSeq and is a predicted model, not a curated record. Bases 1 to 426 code for a protein of 141 amino acids. Gene Ontology annotation, cellular component: cytoplasm. NCBI's taxonomy places the organism in Eukaryota, Fungi, Ascomycota, Eurotiomycetes, Chaetothyriales, Herpotrichiellaceae. Gene Ontology annotation, molecular function: protein binding. The transcript has a single exon.
AUGGCUAAGGAUCAUGAGUUAGCAACGCCAAUGAUAGCGGCUGUGAUGGGGGGCCAUCACAAUAUUGUCGAGAUUUUGCUCCCGCGCCUGUCAUACGACGACCUACAUGCCGAGUUUAUCAUCGCCUCGAAGAAGAGGCUGGAGCGUGUCCUGGGCUUGAUUCUCAAGGCUACCACCGACGAAAACCAGAAAGCACUCGAAGAAUUUGUCAAUGCCAAAGGGGAAGAUUCCAACACGCCACUACAUUAUGCGGCCGAAAGCGGUCAUGCUCGAGUGGUGCAGUUCUUGUUGCUGCGGCGGGCAAACCUCGAAGCGGUCAACAGUUCGACGAUGAUACCACUUGCCAAAGCAGCACUUUCUUCAUCCCUGGAUUCAAUAAAGCUGCUUUUGGAUGCAGGAGCGUCGCUAGAAACACCGAUCGGAUAG